AUGUCCAUAAAGAAUGAGCAUGUGGUGGAAUGUGACACUGAUAGCAGCAGCAUCGAUGGAAAUUUCCUGAAUAUGGGUAGUCAAGUUGAGUAUAUACAUCCUAAGUUUGAUGCUGAGGUGGAUAUGGAGAAUCCUACCUUCAAGUUGGAGAUGUGCUUUAGCAAUGCUAAAGAGUUUAGAGGAGUAGUUAGAAAUUAUGCUAUUAAAAAUGGGAAACAGAAAAAAAAGGAGUCUGAGAAUGUUUUGAAGUUGUCCAGGACAAUGAUCUCCAGAGCCGGGGUUAAAGCUAUUAGUAUGGUCAUGGGGAAUGAGAAGGAGCAAUUUGGGAUGCUUAGAAGGUAUUGCCAAGCACUUAUUGAUUCCAACGCUGGAUCCGCUUGUGUAAUCAAGAGUGAGCAAUGUCAAAACCAAUUUAAGUUUGAAGAAGUCUAUAUAUGUCUAGAUGCAUUGAGAAGGGGUUUUCUAGAAGGAUGUAGGCGCUUUGUGGGGUUUGAUGGUUGUCAUUUGUCAUCGGGCUAUAAAGGUAUACUUCUAGCAGCUAUAGGCCUAGAUGGAAAUGAUCAGAUGUAUCCAUUUGCAUGGAUAGUCAUGGGACAAGAAACAUACAAGACAUGGCAUUGGUUUAUUAGUACGAUCGCAGAAGAUUUGGGGAUUAUAGACCCAGCAAAUUCAAAGUCUUGGACUUUCAUGUGUGAUAAGCAAAAGGGAUUGGUGCAAGCACUAGCUAAUUUGAUGCCCGAAGUAGAACAUAGAUUUUGCUUGAGGCAUCUUUAUGAGAACUUCAAGUUGCAUCACAAAGGACUAGGACUUAAACUUUUGGUUUGGAAGGCAGCCAUGGCAACGAGGGUAUGUGAUUUCGACUUGGCAAUGGAAGAGCUUAAGGCGGUUAAUGAAAAAGCUUAUGAUUGGUUGUCCCAGAGGCCUUAA
This is a messenger RNA of Rhodamnia argentea, 927 nucleotides long. RefSeq lists its product as uncharacterized. The record is from RefSeq and is a predicted model, not a curated record. The transcript has 3 exons. Bases 1 to 927 code for a protein of 308 amino acids. Lineage: Eukaryota; Viridiplantae; Streptophyta; Magnoliopsida; Myrtales; Myrtaceae.